Galleria mellonella (greater wax moth) is the source of this 3732-nucleotide messenger RNA. Its product is annotated as cationic amino acid transporter 2-like. The record is from RefSeq and is a predicted model, not a curated record. Gene Ontology annotation, biological process: amino acid transport; transmembrane transport. NCBI's taxonomy places the organism in Eukaryota, Metazoa, Arthropoda, Insecta, Lepidoptera, Pyralidae. Gene Ontology annotation, cellular component: plasma membrane. Gene Ontology annotation, molecular function: amino acid transmembrane transporter activity. Bases 349 to 3408 code for a protein of 1019 amino acids. The transcript is spliced from 15 exons.
ACAGUUUCAGCCAGCGAGCCACCAGUCCGUAUUGUUUUAUACACGAGAAUCUAGUAAAACAUUAUAAUAAACCUGAAAUAAGAUUUGGAAUAACUGAAAUAUCGAUUCUAAAUACUAAUUAAGUGAAAAUAAGUUACAGUUUUGUGCUUACGUUUUGUGAUAAUCAUAUUAUAGUGUUUAUAACCUUAACCAAAUAUUUUUUUAUUUAGUUAAGAUAUAUAUGUAUAUAUAAAUUUCAUAUAAAGGUGUAGACAUUGUUGUGUCGUCUUUAAUAUAGAAGGAAUCGUUUUCAGGUAGUGUGAAGCUGUCCAGAUGCGGGAUCCCAGUGAGGCUGGUGUGGGCUAAUAAAUGGCUUGUACAGCGUUCUGGACUUCCGUUAAGAGGACGCGUGUGUUUACUCCAGAGCAGUUGGACGCUGGGAAUCUAAGAAGAUGCCUGAGCCGCUGGGAGCUGACGGGUCUGGGCGUGGGCAGCACCCUGGGUAUCGGCGUAUACCUGCUGCUGGGGUACGUCGCGUACAAACUGGCCGGGCCAUCCGUCGUGCUGUCCUUCCUCAUAGCCGCAGUCGCUGCUUUCUUUGCAGCGCUGUGUUACGCAGAGUUUGCGUCGAGAGUACCACGGGCUGGUUCGGCGUAUAUUUAUACUUACGUCAGCGUAGGGGAGCUCGCUGCAUUCGUGGUUGGAUGGAACAAUAUACUGGAAGGAUUAUUCGGUACAGCCAGUAUAGCCCGAGGACUGAGCUUGUUUGUAGACUCGACGGUCAAUAACUCUAUGUCGGAAUGGUUCACGACAUUUGCUUCUGUUGCCGACGCUCCUUUCUCACAGUACUUCGACUUCUUCGCGUUCUUCCUCGUUCUGAUAUUGGGAGCGCUGUUGGUGUGGGGUGCGCGGGAGUCGAUCCUUGUAAAUAACGCUCUCACCGCACUCAAUAUGAUUAUCAUCGUCUUCAUAAUCGUGGGGGGUGCUGUUAACUCAAGCUUUGAAAAUUGGUACAUAUCUGAAAAUGAAUUACCUCCCGAGAACGGAUCAGGUGGAUUCUUUCCCUAUGGAGUAAUGGGAACUAUGAAAGGUGCGGCAGUCUGCUUUUACGCCUUUGUUGGUUUUGAUACCAUAACUUCUGCUGCUGAAGAGGCUCGUGAUUCACGCAAAUCCAUUCCAAUGACGAUCCUGAUUGCGCUGGGCUGUUUAUUUUGCAUCUACGCCGCUGUGUCUAUAGUUAUCACUACAAUGGUACCCUACCAUCAACAGGAUAGUAUAGCAACGGUGGCCGCCGCCUUCUCUUACGUGGGCUGGGAAUGGGCCAAGUGGAUCAUUUACGUCGGGACCAUAUGUGGCAUUUGUGCCAGCCUCAUAGGUGCCAUGUAUCCGUUGCCUCGGCUACUGUAUGCCAUGUCGUCCGAUGGAUUAUCCUUGCACUGGUUCAACAAUGUUACGAAGAAGCGGAAGACCCCAGCUGCUGCCACAAUUGUUCCUACUAUUAUAAUAGCUGUACUGGCGGGAGUUUUGGAGACAAAUCAGCUCAUUAUGAUGAUGUGCAUCGGAACACUCCUCUCCUACACUCUUGUUGCUGUCUCCGUUAUCGUAUUACGCUACUAUUCCGACGCUAUCCCUACCGUAUCGCAGAGUUAUCACAAACAAAUAUUUGGCUGUCGUUCACCACCGUCGAAAAUAUCCACCCGUGUUAUUUAUACCACACUUAUAUUAUUCAUAUUUAUCUGCAUAAUAAUCGCAUUAGUGGGAGUGUAUGGUGAGAAUGUACCGGUACCUCUUGGUGUCCUGCACGCUGUAGCUUUCUUUAUAAUUAUCGUUAUGGCAAUGCAGCCGAAGGUCAAAGAAGAUAUCUAUUUUAAGACUCCACUGGUGCCCCUCAUCCCGUGCAUCAGCAUUUACAUCAAUAUCCAAUUGAUGGUUUUAAUUAACAUACAAACUUGGAUUCGUGUUGCUGUUUGGACAGUAAUAGGAAUAAUUGUAUAUGUUCUUUGUUUAAACUGCUAUAAACGUAAUAAGAACAAUUAUCUACAAAAAAAUACAACUAUAUUUACUCAUGUGGGUAAAAAUGGAAAGCCGUCCGUACAAAUUGUGGUAGAAUCACCUACACCUCCUGGUACUGUAAGAAGCAAUAGUGAAGGAAUAGAUAACAACAUACAAAUAGAUGAUAGAUGCGAGUUUGUUCUUAAUGUUAUAGAAGAAAUUAAAGAUGACACUGAAAUGAAAACUGAAGAAAAUAUAAUACAACAAGCAGUUAUAGAAACAAAUUAUGAGAAAGAAGCAAAAAUAAUAGAUCUUUUAGAUCAAGUGUUACAAGCGGAAGAAGACAGCUACGGUGAAAUAAUCAGUUUAAAAGAUGACAACAACGUUAACGAGGAAGUUACCGAGAAUGUAAUUCAAAGAAAGUCUUUGGGCGAAUUAUCAGAUGCUGGAUCUGAUAUAUCAUUAGGUAAUCAAGGGUUAUCUAAAUAUGAUGUUAUAGCACAAGUACACAGAGAGGAUUUGUCAGUAGUUAGUGAAGAGGAAGAAAAAGAUGACGGUGAAACUAUAAAUGAGCAUGUGAAUAAAAUAUUAGAAGCUAAUCAAAGUGAAACUAAUUCUCGUACAGAUGAAUCAGGGUAUUCGGAUACAUUUGAUAAAAUGGCGUUGAAUGAUUCAAUAGAAGAUGUCAAGGAAGCUCGUCCUUAUAUACCAGCUCCGCCACCAUUCGAUGAAAAUGUUUUUGAAAAGUCGUAUCUAAAAAAAUCUUAUUCAAUGCCAAAAGCAAAGAUCAAACCUGUUGACGUUUCAUUAGAAUCGGAGGAAGAAACCAGACCUGGAGAGAAUCUUCAGUCAAAUAAUCCUAGUGGCGACAACUCUAACGGUGAUGAUUAUAUGAUUUUCGGUAGUGAAAAACAGAUAGAUUUCAUGUCAAAGUUAAGUAACAUUUUUCAGAAUAAAAUAAACACAGAAAAUGAAGAACAAGAACACAGAAAACGAUCACAUUCUAUAGGAGACGCCACAGAACAUAUAGAUUCGACAACUUCAAACCGACCAUUGAUAUUUGAAGAUUUGAAGAAAGAAAUCAUUGCUAAUAAAGGUAAAACUUUGCGACCGACAAAUAUUGUAGAUAAUUCCAAUGACACAGAACCUGAAACACAGGUCGAAGAUGACGAAAAUUCUAGUAUGAGUAGACAAGAUUUGAAGACAAAACUAGAAUCGAUAUUUGCUAACGGUGGUACAAAACUGGUAAAGCCGAGACUGAUGAAAUCAAAUCCGCCAACUCCAGAAGAAGUGUAUCAAACGGAUUCUUCUAGCAGUGAAAGUAUUUAUAAGAAUGCAAAAACAGAGAAAAACGACACAUUGAAUCGACAGAAAGCAAAAUUUAGUGUAGUAUUAAAUUCGUUCAGAGAAAGUUUGAAUACUGACGACAAAGUGUAAUUGGGUACAAGUAGUAGUUUAUAAAGUUACGAAAUUGGAUACGUCUACCAGUCUUAUGAUUAAGUGCCUUAUUUAUCAAUAUUGGAAGUAUUCAUAUUGUGACUUGCAGAUAUAUUACGAAUUUUAGUUUAAGACCAAUCAGGAAUAGAAGCAAUAACUUAUAAAGUCUACUUAGUACUGAACUUAAAUAUUUUAUUGCGUGUAUGGUUUUGAACAAAAAAUAUUUCAAAGACUGAAGUGUCAAACUUAGCAGCGUCAUAGUGUGUUAAUGUGUAUGUAACAAUUGAAGAUAUUAUUAAAUUAAAAAAAAAUAUUUAAACUAAA